AAAUCAUGCUCAUCUCAAAAAUUCCACAAUACCAGAAAUUGGAUGAUCAAUCAAACUAAAGCAAAGAAUUCAAUGAACAAAACAAACACAAUCAAAAAUGUUAUCCAUUUCUCUCUCUAACACUCUCAACCAUUCCACUCUCACAACCAAACACACAUUCUCUUCCCUUUUCCUUUCAUCAUCUACCCUCCAUAGCCAGACCUCCACAUACGCAUUAAAAUUCCUCAAAAACCCAUCUUUUUCCCAUUUCUCAAGAAAUUUUCCAACUUUCUUACCAAAAUCUUCAAACCCAGAAUCAGAACCAGAGGUUUCUACAACAGUUGAAGAUGAAUGGCUUAGUAGAUUGCCUGAUAAGAAGAAACCUUUGUAUGCCCAUAGUUUACCUUGCAUUGAAGCUUGGCUUAAAAGCUUAGGGUUUUAUCAAAGUAAUGAAGAUAGAGCUGUUUGGUUUAUUGAAAAACCUGAAUGGCAUGCUCAACUUUCACUUGAUAUCACUGAUCUUUACAUAAGAUAUUUGAAGAGUGGAUCUGGUAAUCUAGAAAAAGACAUAGAGAGGAGAUUCAGUUAUGCCCUUAGUAGAGAAGACAUCGAGAAUGCUGUACUUGGAGGACCGUAAGAAAUGAAUCCUCGAUUCAUCUGCUCGUAUAGAAACUUUUGUAAGCCAUAUGCUGAUUCAUUAGUUUGUUGAAAUCGAUUUUCAUUUUUUUGGCGAUUGUACACGCUUGAAAUCCAUACAUGCUCUUCGCAAAACAUUAGAUAUGCUAUUAACACAGAUGAAUGAAAACGAGUUUUUGGAUCAA
Molecule: messenger RNA, 800 nt
Organism: Amaranthus tricolor (Joseph's coat)
Lineage: Eukaryota; Viridiplantae; Streptophyta; Magnoliopsida; Caryophyllales; Amaranthaceae
Exons: 2
Coding region: 98-616 (172 amino acids)
Source: RefSeq, a predicted model, not a curated record